This is a messenger RNA of Acipenser ruthenus (sterlet), 6177 nucleotides long. RefSeq lists its product as uncharacterized. NCBI's taxonomy places the organism in Eukaryota, Metazoa, Chordata, Actinopteri, Acipenseriformes, Acipenseridae. The transcript has 3 exons. The record is from RefSeq and is a predicted model, not a curated record. The coding region runs from base 2011 to 6177 and encodes 1388 amino acids.
AUAUAUAUAUAUAUAUAUAUAUAUAUAUAUAUAUAUUCCCAUUUUAAGAAUCUAUAUCUGGAACAAUUUAGUGCGUGCAAUGAAUUGUAUUUAUUUGAUUCUUUUUUUUGUGCAUGAUAUUUUGAAAUGGUGCUUUGGAUCACUUUUUUAAUUUGUAGUUUUUAUUUGAUUUAUUAUUUUUAUUGAAUAUCAGUACAGUGUGUGUAUAAUAUAUAUAUAUAUAUAUAUAAAUUGCAUCGACUGUAUUUCAGUUCAAUAAUAAAGUGUAGUAUAAUUUCUUUGCUUCUCGUCUGGACUCUGUUUUGAUACUCGGUAGCAGUCAGAGUUUUAUGAACGUGACUUGCAGCACAUCAGACCCACUUGAAAUUAACCCUGAACUGAUUUUGCUUUCACAUUGAAACAAACCGACCAAACGAUACGAUUAAAACAAACUGAAGUGGAAUUAAGUUUGGUUCACACUUCAGACUCCGACUUCAUUUCGAGUCGAGAGUCUCGACCCUGUGCGACAGGUCGGAGUGACGUCACCCUGCGUCUUUAUUGGAAAGUCGUACAGCCGUUUCUCAUGCGUAUGAGACCUGAAAUCGCACAGGGCCGGAUCAUGUUGAACAUUUUCAACAUUUGCUGCGUGGUCGCAGUGAAGUUGCACGGCUUUAUAGCUGCCUGCGCCUGACAUAUCGCAUUAAUCUGCGACAGAAGUAAGAACCAGCCGAUCUUUCAAACAAACUGCUCCGACUGUCUGCUGUAUGGCAGCACCUGGUUAACUAGUUACAAAAGAAUACGUGAAACAAAUCAUUGUGUACAUUGAGUUCCCCUGUCCGCUGGACUGUCCCAUUCAAUCCCUGCUUGUAUAAUUGUACCGCGUUCAGUUUUCUAGCUAUGUAUCUAUUUUAGAAUGCAUGCAUGUGUUUUUUCAAAGUUAUGGCAGGGCAACAAUAUUCCGUAGUAAAGAUAUGUCAAUGUGUUCAUGAGUUACACAAAAAACAAGACAGACGGCUGUCUCACCCUGUGGCUCCAGCUCUCCCCCUCACACCCCCAGCUCUCUGCUUUGCUGAUGCAGAGAAUUCUGUUCACAGAUUAAAUCCUGUUUGUUCUAGUGACAGGUUUUCAUGAAAGGAUAGAACAGGCAGCAUGGCAGGAGCGACUGUCUGUCUGUCUGUGUCUGUCUGAGUGCCUCUGUAUUUGAACCUAGAAUACUUCACUGUGCUGUGGAGCUGGUGUUUGGACCCCACCAUAAAGGGGUUCUAGCAAAUAAAAUAAUUUAUAACUUAACUGUAUUGCACUGUUACCAUGUGUUUCCUUUGCAUGAAAUCUAUGUGACACAGUCAAAUUCGAACAUGAUUAUUUUUUUUGCCACUCUAUACAUUUCAAGCAGUGUUUGUAAUGUUUGUCCCAGCACUUGGUUUUUGUAACGCAUGUUCGUUCCGUUGUUAUACAGAGCUCUCGCUGAACAUCAUAAGCUUCUAUUUAAAAUGGGAUGCCAGUGGGGUUUUGUUAUCGGUAUCCUGUGCAAGCCUCAGCGACUGAACAGCGUAAUUGCAAACAAUCACAGCAAAGUGCUUAUUUCAGCUCAACAGGCUUUUUGUUUUGUUUUUGCUCGUACGAGGAGAGGUGAGGGGGGCCGGGUGUUUUGGGUCCCAGCUGUAUUCAGUGGGAGAGAGACGGAGGAGAGCAGGGUGCCUCCGAAUCAAUUUCAUUUAAUUAAAGAAUUCCAAACCGCUGUUUUCUUAACCAGCUGGAGAAUCUUGGAGGUGAAAUUAUUUAAAAAAAAAAAAAAAAAGUGUGACAAGACAGAACAUUAUUUAAAGGGGGCACUGAGUAGUGUUUGAGUACUGAGCCAAACUACCAGGGACUGAACACCAAGGAAAGAAAGAGAAAGAAAGAAAGAAAGAAAGAAAGAAAGAAAGAAAGAAAGAAAAAAAACCCAGUUUUAUAAGAGUCCCGUAUUCACAGCCGGACCCCUCUGCGAGUUUGGGACCUCUCUGUGUCUGGGACCUCUCUGCUCCCUCUCUGAUGGAUGCCUGCACAGGGCUGGAGGGGCAGCCGCACCCCCGACUCCAAUAUGGGACGGUCCCGGGGAGAUACUACUACCAUGAGCCAAACUAUCUGACCGACCUGUCUGACUGUCGACCUGAGAGAGAGCCAGAUAGAGCCCUUGGCUACUGGACCAUCCCUGGUUCCAGAACCGGACAGGUCCUCCAGGAUUACACCAACUGGAGGGCUGCCAUGGCCCCCUCUGAGCCCUUCAAUCUGGAUCUGCAGCUGGGGGCGCACUGGGAAUUGGAGAGGAGGGAGGGUAGGGAGCCGAUUGCCCGUGAGGAGUGGGCAGAGGGGCAGAGGGCUAGGAAGGCAAGAGAGAGAAGGAGGGGCGAGAGUUGGGCGCUGAGAGCUGAAUCACACAGUCCAUCCCGCUUGAAGAGAGGGCUGCAACCAUCCUGGGACCAGAACUUCAGUUAUCAAGGUCCACGGCACUGGCGGUACAGUCAUACCCUACCUAGAAAGACGUCCCUGGAUCCCCCUUCAGGAACUCAGCUGGAGAGGGAGGAACGGUGGCUAUGUAACCCUGCUUUACAAGACCCUGGCCUUAGCAGGUCCAGGAAGGAGCUGCUGGGAAUGUUGAGAGAGGAGAAGGGUGGCACUGCUACCCAGCUUACUACCCGCUUUCCCGGGACACUCAGUUUUGAGAAGGCAAGGCAGCAGGAGAGCAGGGAGGAAUUGAAGGAAAACCAACCAGAAAAGAGGAUGUUUAGCCAGCCCCCGACUUAUGUGCCUCCCCCUCCCUAUAGCGCCCCCCACAGGACUGCAAGAGUCCCGAACCCCAGACCAGAGCCCUCCCAACUCAACAUCAGCACAGCAGCGGACAGGAAAGCCUACUCAGAAUGGGUUUUGCCUUGCUGGAACUCUCCUGGGGAAUGGAGAAAAGAGGGGAGAGAGAAGGGGAUGGAGAAAAAGAAGAAAAGACUGGAUCCUGAGAUCUGGCCUCAAACGCUUGGCUAUGGGACGUGGGGCGGCUCCACUGCACUCUCCAAGCAGAGGCCCCAUUUAGGGAGAGAGGGCCCGAUCGAUCGUGAGCUGUCUGGAUCCCCACAGAAGAGAUUUGAGGGAGGAGAGCUGACAGCCAUCCCGGAUAGCAGGAGGAAGAAAAGCAGAGCCAGGGAGACUGUCUUUUGUUUGGUUUCCCGGCCAGGGAGUGAGGCGGGAGGGCCAGGCCAGCCCUCAGAGGUCAUGAGAUCCUUUCCCCUGCCCAAGAGCGUCACCAAGGCAGGACAAAACAGCACUGAAAGGGUUAGAGGGAGACCGGCGAGUGAGGGGUGGGAGGAGAGCAGUAGGAACUACAGAGACAGGGAGAGUAGCACUCGCUUGCCCCACAAAGAGUCCCACUCCCAGACAAUGAACCGGGAGAUCAGUGGCUACUCAAAGCCCCAGGCUGGACGGGACAGAUCCCAGAGUGCUGCGAGGCAUUGGUCCCACAGCCACUGGGAGGAAGGAGAGCGGGGAAGUCGUAGAAGGGAAUCACUACAAAGGGCUGCCAGUGAGCCGAGAGAAGGCUAUGCCAACUACCAGACUCUGCCCAGGGUACGGGGGCCAAGAGCCAAGGACCGGGACAGAGGCAGGGGCAACACCAGCCAAAACAGAGAGGCUUUGGACACCUUUGAAAUUUCAAGCAAGACCUUAGCCCUGAGUGGGCAGAGAGGUUUGUCAGGUUUUCCUCGCUGGAAGGAGACAAAUCAACUUGGGAAUCCCAGGAUCGUUCAUCCAAAAGGGGAGACUGGAAGCUGCGGCCCUACGGAAGACACAGGGAAACUGAGGGAAGAGAGGGGAGAGGCUCAAAAGGACAGCAGCGACAAUGGGGUUUUGGUAAUAGACGCUACCUGUGUUAUCGUUACAGCUGAGUUUAUCUUCCCACCAAAGAAAGAGCAUGUUCAAUACCUGUACCUGGCUAGCACAGAUAAUUCUGAACUACCAGAUAUGGAUCUGAUUCCUUCAAACAGUAACACAGAUAACAUAGAGACUGGACUGCAGAGCCUGGAGUCCUUGGAGAGCAAACAACAGAUUACUGAGACCCUUUCUCCCUGUCAGAGGCUGCUCCUCAACAGCAGACGGAGUCAACACACCCCACCUGCUUCGGAAACUCUUUCUGGAUGCUACGAAACUCAGGAAGCCCAUAACUUAGAAACAAUGGAUCAAGUGGCUAUCCCAUCCCCUGUACCUGCCAAUGAAACCCUGGAGGAGAGAACCAGGAGGAUUUUAGGGAUCCUCCAAGAAAAAAGCCGAUUGGAACUCGAGGGUGCCCUGUGUCGCUGGGAGGAGGAAGGAGAAACUUUGGGAAGCGUGACAGAAUAUGACAGCCCGAGAUCAGAUAACGAAGAGCAAGAGGCCCAGGAACAGGAGGAGGUAGAGGUUUGGGAGAGGGAUGGAGAGAGAGAUGCCUCUGGAGGUAGGGAUGCUGGGGAGAGGAAUGGGGAGGCUUCCCCUCUUGGAUGCUGUGAACCUGAGAAGGAUGAACAGAAAAGAGGAGGUGGAGAGUCUGUCCUUCCUGCUACAGGGGACGUGGUGGAGACAGAAGAAGCAAACCCAUUGGGGGAAGAGCUUGAGGUUCAACCGCACAGGGCAGAGGAAAUCAGUGAACCCCUACAUGGGGUGCCAGCUUUCCAGGAGUUUGAGAACUGGCAAGAGAGGCCAGGGAGUCCCAAGGGAACAGAGGAACACACUGUUCCUGACGGAGAGACCACUGACAAGCCCCCCAGUCCAGCAGAGAUCCCCACAUUGCCUGAUGCCCUCCCCCAACUGGAUGACAUACAUUUUGAAACCGAACCUGUGGAGUCAUCCCCUGAUAACACUGAUGGCAUCCAGCAUGCCUCCAUAGAGGCUAGCCCCCAACAGGAGAUUACAGAAGGAGAAAUUCCUUCUCCAGAGUAUUGUCAGUAUCCUCCUCCUCCUCCUCCUCCUCCUCUUCCCAAAGACGUUGCUUCAAAUUCAUGGACCCUUUGGGAUGCGGUCAACCGAAUCCGCAAACACACCGCCCCCGAUUCUGAAAGCGAGGAUGAGGAGGUGGUGGAGGUGUGGGAUAGGGAUGGGGAGGCAGAUACCUCAGUAGGGAGGGAAGCUGGGGAGAAGAGUGGGGAGGUGGUCCAUCUUGGGGGAAGGGAACCUGGGGAGGAUGAAUGGGGAAGACUAGAAGGUGGGGAAGAGGAUGCAUUCUCCUGCAGCAGCUCAGACAGCCACACCUCCCGGGAUACAGUGAUUAUACGAGGCACCACCAUGUCUGAAGAGGAGGAGCAGGGAGAGAGUGACACUGGGAGUGAUGCUGGGGAGCUGGGGCUGGGAGAGAGUGAGGGAUUUGAGAUUGAUGGAGAUGAUGACAGUGAUGCUGAGCUAAGACCCAUUAAGGAGGAGAUGGAAGGGGAGUUGGGAGGGAAUGGGUGGUUAGGGAAUGAUGUGCAGGAAUUAGAAGGGAGUGGGGUUUUUAGGAGUGAUUUUUGGAGUGAUGGGGAGUUGGGGUCCACUGAAGAGGCACUGGGUGGGGGUAUGCAAUUUAGAAAUGGAGAGCUGGGGCAAACUGAGGGGGGGCUGGGAGGGAAUGGGUGGUUAGGGAAUGACGUUGAGGAACAGGGGGACAUUCAGUGGGGACAGGGAGCUAGCGACGCUCGGAGUGAUGGGGAGUUGGAGCCCACUGAAAAGGCACUGGAAGGGGGUAGUGAACUUGUAAUAGACUGUGGGAGUCCUGGAGAGUUGGGGGCAACUGAGGGGUGUCUGGGAGGGAAUGGGUGGUUAGAGGGUCAUGGUAAGGAACUGGUAUCCAUUCAGUGUGGACUGGGAGGGAGUGACACUGGGAGCGAUGAUGGAGAAGUGGGAGGAAUUGCAGGCAGUGACACUGGGAAUGAUAGGGAAUUGGGAAGGAGUGGGAGUGAUGAAGGGGAGGUGGGGUGGACAGGGAGAGGGGAGGUUGAAGAACCCAUUCAGGAGCGACUAGGAGGGAGUGGGGAUGGGGAGUUGGGGCCCACUGAGCAGGUACAUGGAGGGAGUGGGGGUUUUCAACGUGACACUGGGAGCGAAUGGAAAUUGGUCACUAUUGAGGAAGAACAGGAAGGGGAUGAGGAACAGGAAGUGAACCCCUGUAUCGAGGAAAUCCUGCGUGAGCUGAGAGAGACGGAGAGGGAGCUGUUCGGAACUGAAUAG